Messenger RNA from Theobroma cacao (cacao), 2035 nucleotides. RefSeq names its product GRAS family transcription factor (gene SHR). The record is from RefSeq and is a predicted model, not a curated record. Lineage: Eukaryota; Viridiplantae; Streptophyta; Magnoliopsida; Malvales; Malvaceae.
CAUUUUUAUUUUUCUAAUUCUGUUUACAAAACCCAGUCAGUAAAAUCCAGUUUUAAGAUCCCCUCCCUUUAAUCAUUUCUCUAUAACCCAUGUUCUAGUACUGUUAAAAACAGAAACUCACCCAUCUCUUCCAACACCCCCCAACAGCCUCAAUCCAAAGUUUAUUGAUGUGGGUCUCUUGCUAUUUGGUAUUAGAUGGAUACCUUGUUUAGACUUGUAAGUCUCCAAUCAUCCGAUCAAUCUUUCAACUCUAGCAGAACUUCUAGCAGCUCUAGAUCCUCUAGACAAAACCAUCACUACCAACAAGAAGACGAAGAAUGCUUCAACUUUUUCAUGGAUGAAGAAGACUUCUCUUCGUCUUCUUCUAAACACUACUAUCCUUAUCACCAUCAUCAACAACACCAACCCCACCCUUCUACCACCACCACGACUCCCACAACCACCACUACGAACACUUCUACCCCCACCACUCACCAUGCUUUCGACCCUUCUGAUUUCUCUUUCUCCCCUGUUCGUGACCUAAGCUUCGAUUUCUCCGGCAAGUGGGCUACCGAUAUCCUCCUGGAAACAGCAACCGCUAUUGCUGAUCGAAACAGCGCCCGUGUCCAGCAGCUCAUGUGGAUGCUCAACGAGCUUAGCUCACCUUACGGUGACACCGACCAAAAACUCGGUUCUCACUUUCUUCAAGCCUUGUUUAGCCGCAUGACCGACUCUGGUGAGCGUUGCUAUCGAACUUUAGCCUCAGUAUCUGAAAAAACCUGUUCUUUCGAGUCAACAAGAAAGAUGGUAUUGAAGUUUCAAGAGGUAAGUCCUUGGACUACUUUUGGUCACGUAGCUUGUAAUGGUGCAAUCAUGGAAGCUUUCGAAGGUGAAAGCAAAUUACACAUAAUUGAUAUUAGCAACACUUAUUGCACCCAGUGGCCUACUUUGCUUGAAGCCCUUGCUACCCGCACCGAUGAAACCCCGCAUUUAAGGCUAACCACUAUUGUUGCUAGCAAAACCGGCGCCGUUUCAGGUGCUGCAGGAGCUGGAGGCUUGGUUGCAGUCCAAAAAGUAAUGAAAGAAAUAGGAAACAGGAUGGAAAAGUUUGCUAGGCUUAUGGGAGUUCCCUUUAAAUUCAAUGUGAUACACCAUGCUGGUGAUUUAUGUGACUUAGAUUUAUCAGAACUUAAUAUCAAAGAAGAUGAAGCCUUGGCCAUCAACUGUGUUGGCACAUUACAUUCGAUCACAGCCGUUGACAAUCGUAGAGAUAUUAUGAUAUCAAAUUUCAGGAGAUUGCAGCCAAGGAUAAUCACGGUUGUUGAAGAAGAAGCUGAUCUUGAUGUUGGGGUUGAUGGGCUGGAGUUCGUUAAGGGAUUCCAAGAAUGUUUAAGAUGGUGUAGGGUUUACUUUGAAGCCUUGGAUGAGAGUUUUGCCAGAACAAGCAAUGAAAGGUUGAUGCUGGAACGAGCAGCGGGUCGAGCCAUAGUUGACUUGGUGGCUUGUCCACCGUCCGAGUCCAUCGAGAGGCGCGAGUCAGCCACGCGCUGGUCCAGACGGUUCCAUGCAAGUGGAUUUAGCCCGGUGGUUUUGAGUGACGAAGUGUGUGACGACGUACGCGCCUUGUUGAGAAGGUACAAAGAAGGUUGGUCAAUGGCACAGUGUCCUGACGCCGGAAUAUUCUUGUCUUGGAAGGAUCAGCCGGUGGUUUGGGCCAGUGCGUGGCGGCCUUGACGACGGCGGUAGGCUUUUUUGUGCAUGGAGAGUACUGCUUUUGGGAGUGAUUCACACGUGUGUUAUGUUUUUCUCGCACGUGUAAUGGGGAUUGGUAUUUUAUGGGGUUGGUUAAAUUACUUUGUGUUUAUGGAGGACACAAAGGGGAUAGAGGGAGGGGGGAGUGCAAGAAUUUGCUUUUGAUUUGAAUAGGAUUGGGAGUAAAAUUGAUUUUCACUAAUUAUUAAUCUUCGCUUUACCAUUUUGUGAUUAUUUUAGAAUUUUAUGGACAAAUAGGUUAUGGGGUUUUGAUCAUCUUCAAAUUGGAGAGAGCUUUAAUUUU